AUGGCCAAAUUCUCGUUUCCCAUCCCCGGGCGUAGCAAGAAAUCGCCCGCUACGCCGACACCUUCGGAACCCAUGACCAAGGCGCACAAGAUCCUGGGAUCAACAAAUAUCAGCAUUGACAAUGUGUCGAGCACCAACCUCGCCCACUCGCCCGCCGAAGGCAAACCACCCCGCGGCGUCAUUGGAGGAGGUCGGAUGAAUGCAGCAGGCGCCGAAGCUCUGCUGAAGGAACUAGAACGGGAAUGGUCCGAGGAGUCGGACAUCGCACCUCGUUAUUUGGGUGUUGACGAUGAUCGUCUCCACGUUUCAGACCCUGGGGUUUCAGAUCCCAUUGCCUUGUUGCGCCAGCAGAACUCCUCCUCGACCAUCCGGUCAUGGUACGACAGGUCCAAAAUGCCUCUGGCAAUCUCGCAACAGACCUCGGCAUCCGCCAUGGCCAAGGGACUACCUACAAAAGCGGAGCGGGUCCUUGACAUGGACAAUGCUCUUGCCAUGGCCAAGAACAAGAAGAAACCAGCAAAGUUGGACCUAAGUCGAUUAAAACCAAUGGGCCGUGUCAGGAAAGUAUCUGAAUUGGAGGAAUCGGCGGGAAAUGGCGACGUCAAACGGUCCUCCUCUGUUCUAUCACCACGCAUUCUCCAUCGCCGUCCCACGUAUGAGCAUAUGAGGCGGCCUGCCUCUCCCGAGCCUGUCCGCCCUACGACCGGUGGACCGACGAGACCCCGACAUCCUCACAAAGAACAUAUGGACGAGCUGCCCAACCUGUACAAGCACUACGAGCAGAUGUCCUUCGCCCAGGUUCUGGGCGACAAGGUCGAACCCUCCGAGCAACAACGGUCUGCAUCGAGGAACGAUAAACCCGACGGAGUUCUGGCUGAGCUGCCAGGCGAUACAACGUAUGCCAGUUAUAGAUCACGUCAGGGGAAGAAGAAGGAAAGCGCCGAUCAGGGCCCUGCCGCCAAACCCGCCUCCCCCGUCAUCGAACACAGCCAUUUCACCCAAAUUGUUCGGGCUCCAACGCCAACCAAGGCCGAGGAGCAAGCAUCACCGACGUCCUACGCCGCAAGUGUGUCUAGUCGCCAUACUCGGACCUCAAAGGCGUCAAAACGCACCGAAACAAGUUUCCAGAUGGCCGACCUGCAGGAGAAGAGUGUUUUGAUGCUAUCAUCUGAUUCGGAGGAGGAUGAGGAGGAUCUAUUUGCCGCAUCGCCGGCCAGAAGGCGUAACCAAUCUUCACCAACUUCGGUACGGCCUCUCUCGACCAAUUCGAACAGCAUUUCCUCCUCAUUCGAAGGACGGGCCGAGGGACCCUCCUCCAGGGAGGUCCAUGAUCCCGCAGCGCGCCAAUCCAAUUCUACUGUGAAGAAGCUGAGCACCACGUCGGAGGAUCUCCUCAACAUCCCGGCCAAUGCACUGGGCAAAACCUCAACUCUGCUCUCGCCGUCAAAUAGCUCACUUGGAAGUUCUCAUUGGGGCGCCACAUUCCACUUACCCGCAACACCAUCGACGUUAUCGCUUGCAUCCGAGGCCACCACGGCUCCCAUGAGGGUGUGGCAUGAAUCGACGAGCGGGUCUGAACUGUUUGACUCCCAGUCUCUGGCGACUCAGGCUCCAUCCACUUUAGCGAGCCGAGAGUCUCAGCAAGACUGGAACAACCGUUCAUAUUUUGACAGUCGAUACUCGGGAACAACCUCGGGACGUGGUUCUAGUAGGCCUUCUGUACGUCCUCAAUCCUCACAACCAACACCUCCCUUAAGCCCUUCGUCGAUGGACUUCUUCAUCCAAUCAGCCCGAUCGUCGAUAGACGCUAGAGCCUCAACCAACGAGCCGAUGAUAAACCUCACUCGCCAAGAGCAGCUUCUCAUCACUGCACUGAGGCAGCGUCGCGAGGAUAUGCGGAAAGCUAGUGAUCGUGGACAGGAUAGCCGCCAUCAGUCCAGACCAUCAGAGGCCACCAUUACUGAUCAGUCAUUUCAGUCUGAUUUCCGACGCUCCACAGCUGGUAGCAGUGCUCGUCUCUCAAGUUUGAGGGCAAGCGGCUCCAUUGCUUCUUCUCUCAACCUCCCCAUAUCGGGUGUCAGAGAGGGCGAGUAUGGUGACAACGACUCAACAUUUACCUCCGACAGUCCCGUCUUCCUCCUCUCUCCACCGCCCCCUUCGCGACAUAAGCCUAUCACGAUCCCCCAACGGCUGAGCCGGCUCGAUUCUGAAAGGAUGACGCCUGCAGACGAUCACAUGGUCAUGUACUUGGACAGCCCUGCUGGACCAGCCCUGGCCAUCAGUGAAGGUGCUAUGAGCCCCGAGGCGCCUGGAUUCGAGGACUCUUUUUCAUCAAUGACCGAUCGCUUCCCAAGCAGCCCACACUCCUCCUCGGCUAGCCGACAAAGCAAGCGAGAGUCUUCUAUGCAGCGACAGGUUAGCGUCAAGGUUGGCAAUAGUGAAAAGAAGUGGCCGGCGAUCUCUCCCCUGCUCCCGCCUCAGCGUGAGCUUCCCCCGAUCCCUAAGAAGCGCAGGCCAAUUUCAACCGAGGAUGAGGAUAGGGGUGCUGGGAUUCCUCGACCUGACAGCCCUGUUGACUGCCCGAUCUCGCCCAUGGCAAAACAGUUCCCUGAGGUUCCAAAGGACAGGCAGACGGCGAAGAACCAAGCCGCCCGACUCAGUGCCUUUGGACCACCUAGCCCGAUCCAAGGCGGAGUCGCAUGGUGGGGUGACGAAGACUAA
Molecule: messenger RNA, 2721 nt
Organism: Clonostachys solani
Lineage: Eukaryota; Fungi; Ascomycota; Sordariomycetes; Hypocreales; Bionectriaceae
Source: the annotation of a GenBank genome assembly